GAAAAUUGAAAGUCGUGCCGCAGUUCAUUGCUUCUCCUCCAACUACCCAAUCACUUCCUCUUUCCCGGCUCCGCUGCUCCCUCCCACCGCUUCCAUCCGCCUCCAGCAAGGAUGUUUUCUUCCCUCUGUAAAACCCUCCGCAGUUCCUCCGUCACCAAACGCCGCGAUUCUCCGCACUCCAUUCUCCGCUGGCUCAGCAACAUCCCGGAAAACACCGUCUACGGCGGCCCGAUGCCACAGAACCCUAGCCAGCGCGUCACGCUCACUAACAUCCGGCAGAAGCACAGGAGGGGCGAGCCUAUAACCAUGGUCACGGCCUACGACUACCCCUCGGCGGUGCAUUUGGACACCGCUGGCAUCGACGUUUGCUUGGUCGGCGACUCCGCUUCCAUGGUCGUUCACGGCCACGACACCACCCUCCCCAUCACGCUCGAUGAGAUGCUCGUCCACUGCCGCGCCGUGGCUCGUGGCGCCAAGCGCCCCCUGCUCGUCGGGGACUUGCCGUUCGGAACCUACGAGUCCAGCACUCAACAGGCAGUUGAUACGGCUGUGAGGGUACUGAAGGAGGGAGGAAUGGAUGCAAUCAAAUUGGAAGGGGGCGCGCCUUCAAGGAUCACAGCAGCUAAAGGUAUUGUUGAAGCUGGUAUUGCGGUGAUCGGCCACGUGGGGCUCACACCGCAGGCGAUCAGUGUUCUUGGAGGGUUCAGACCUCAAGGCAGAAACAUCGAUAGUGCAGUCAAGGUUGUGGAGACUUCAAUGGCAUUGCAAGAAGCAGGAUGCUUUGCUGUAGUGUUGGAAUGUGUUCCUCCACCGGUGGCGGCUGCAGCAACAUCGGCGCUUCAGAUUCCCACCAUCGGCAUUGGGGCUGGACCCUUUUGUAGUGGCCAAGUUCUAGUGUACCAUGAUCUGCUUGGAAUGCUACAACACCCUCACCAUGCCAAGGUCACUCCCAAGUUCUGUAAACAUUAUGCCCAUGUAGGAGAAGCCAUCAACAAGGCUCUUUCAGAAUACCGGGAUGAAGUAACGAGUGGGGCUUUCCCUGGCACAGCUCACAGCCCUUACAAGAUUGGAGCUGCUGACACUGAAGGCUUCCUACAAGCAUUGGAGAAGCUAGGUUUGAGUGACGCAGCAUCUGCAGCAGCUGAUGCGGCUUCAAAGAUGGAAGCCCAAAUGAAGUGAGGAAGACAUAUGCCAAACUGUACCAAGACUACUUUGGAAGACAAGCAUCGUCAUAUCUCACGAUUGGAGUAGAAGAUUACUGUAGUAUAGUGUUGGAAAUGCUUUAUGGGCAGCGUUCUUGUCCUAAAACGAAGGUGAUGCUUGCUUAGUGACAUUCAACGGUCUCGGGUUUUGAGUCACCAUAACACGGUCUUUAUAUUUGAAUGAUACACAAUUUGAUA
Molecule: messenger RNA, 1400 nt
Organism: Salvia hispanica
Lineage: Eukaryota; Viridiplantae; Streptophyta; Magnoliopsida; Lamiales; Lamiaceae
Gene: KPHMT1
Product: ketopantoate hydroxymethyltransferase 1
Biological process (GO): pantothenate biosynthetic process
Cellular component (GO): mitochondrion
Molecular function (GO): 3-methyl-2-oxobutanoate hydroxymethyltransferase activity; magnesium ion binding
Source: RefSeq, a predicted model, not a curated record